Molecule: messenger RNA, 739 nt
Organism: Papaver somniferum (opium poppy)
Lineage: Eukaryota; Viridiplantae; Streptophyta; Magnoliopsida; Ranunculales; Papaveraceae
Product: protein METHYLENE BLUE SENSITIVITY 1-like
Exons: 1
Coding region: 46-366 (106 amino acids)
Source: RefSeq, a predicted model, not a curated record
GAAGGAUUGUAAAGUGGUAUUGUUUCAAGAACUAGGGUAGCAGACAUGACAGGAAAGGCAAAGCCAAAGAAGCAUACAGCUAAGGAGAUCCAGGCUAAGCAGGAUGCAGCUCUUACCAACAGGGGAGGCGGUAAAGCAGGACUAGUUGAUCGUACUGGAGCAACUAAAGGUGGACAUGCCAAGUAUGAAUGCCCUCACUGUAAAAUCACUGCUCCUGAUGUCAAAACUAUGCAGAUCCAUCAUGAAUCUAGGCACCCCAAGAUUCCUUUUGAUGACACCAAGAUCAGCAAUUUGCACGCAACUAUUGCUCCUACCAUAGAUCCAACUAAACCUCGUCCUGGUGUACGAGGCAGUCUCAAGAAGUAACGGAUCUCCCAGAAGAAGAAGAAGAACAAUGACCGCAACCCGCUCUUUAUAAGUAGUUUUUGUCUAUUGAUCUUUUCCUGUCUUUAAAGACUUUAAUGGAUGUUAUGUUUGAAAUUUCUACUCUGUGCUUCCUCUCGAUCCUAUGAGAACCUUAUCCUAAGUAUAGGAGGAGAGAAAGUUCUUGAAGUCUGUCUGGUUAUGUGUUUCUACUACUAAAGCUGCAAGGAGGUAAAAAAAAAAUCCUGCUCUUUAUGUGUUUCUUUUAGUUGUUAUUGACUAUAAUACCUCCUGCAGUAAAUAUAUCUACUACCUUGUUACUUCUGUUGCUUUCUUUUACAUGAGAACUGGAUACCCUUUCCAUGUUUGCCUAUCA